Toxotes jaculatrix (banded archerfish) is the source of this 2468-nucleotide messenger RNA. It is a transcript of the gene trim69, whose product is annotated as tripartite motif containing 69. Gene Ontology annotation, molecular function: zinc ion binding; protein binding. The coding region runs from base 90 to 1739 and encodes 549 amino acids. Lineage: Eukaryota; Metazoa; Chordata; Actinopteri; Toxotidae. The record is from RefSeq and is a predicted model, not a curated record. The transcript has 6 exons.
CAAAGAGAGCGGCCACACUCUGCAGGAGAGGAAGGACGUAGAAGUCCAGCUGUACAGUCAGAACAAAGGCAAACAAUCAAGGCAAAGGAAUGAGCAAGAAUCAGAAAGAAGUGAAGAAAAUCCAGUCAGUGUAUCUGCAGAACUUGGAAAAACUAAACCAGGGGAUAAAGCCAGACAGGAAAAGUUGGAAACCAAAGGAAGGAGACUUUGCUGUGCAAACAGCGAUGGAAAAGCUGCGACAGCCUCCCAUAGCUGGACAAGUAACCAAAAGCUCAGCUCACAGAAUCAGCAGAGACCUGACCUGUUCCAUCUGCUUGGAUCUUUUUAAGCAGCCGGUGUCCUUGCCUUGCGAUCACACCUUCUGCCAAGGGUGCAUUGAGGGUUACUGGACCGGUCCCAGGGGCCCCGGGCAGGGAGGCACAGGCUCCUGUCCUCAGUGCAGGAAGGUGUACCCUGGGCAGAGCUACAGACCCAACCGCAUUGUUGCCAACAUAGUGGAAAGUUACUGUCAGGGUCUGGAGGAGAGCGGGACUGGAGCCCGCCUUGCAGAUGUUGGGGUGCCAGAGAGGGUCCCUGCUCCGGUCCCACGCUGCAGCAGACACAGAGAGGAGCUGAAGCUGUAUUGUGAGGAGGACCAGGAGCUGGUUUGUCUGGUGUGUGGUGUCUCCCAGGAGCACAGAAAUCAUACCAUGAUGUGUGUGCAGGAGGCUGAACAGAAGUACAGGGCGUCUCUGAACAGCUCCAUGGAUUCCCUCAAAGCUGAGCUCAACAUAGCACUGCAGUGUGACAGAGAAGCUGAGGACGAGGUUAAAAAACUCAAGGAGCACACCGCCGACCUCAAGCAACGCAUUGAGGCCCAAUUCAGCGACCUGCACCAGUUCCUGUACCAGGAGGAGAAGCUGCUGCAGGUGAAGCUGAAGACGGAGGAGCGGAGAGAGCUGAUUCGCCUAGACGAGCACAAGGCCCUGCUGUGUGUGGAGAUCUCCCGUCUGCAGAGAGCCGUCCACGAGAUAGAGGACAAGCUGAAAGAGCAGGACCCGUUCACUCUGCUGCGAAGCAUCAAAGUCCUGCUCCAGAGGCCGUCACUGAAGUUUGAGAAACCUGCAUUCACACCGCCUAGUCUGUGUGAGGGUCGGUUUGCAGGGCCCCUGCAGUACAGAGUGUGGAAAUCCAUGAAAGGAAGCAUUUACCCAGUUCCAGCAGCCAUCACAUUUAACUCCAGCACCGCCAACCCUUGGCUCAGCCUGACCUCCUCCCUCACCUGUGUUCGCUACCAGACCUUUAACCACACCGUGCAGGACAACCCCUACAGGUUCAACGCUGCCCUGUCACUGCUCGGAAGCCAGGGCUUCACCCAUGGACGCCAUUACUGGGAGAUUGAAGUCUACAGCAGCACAGUGUGGACUGUGGGGGUGGCUCGAGAGUCAGUGCCCAGAAAGGGAGUCAUCAAAGCCCUCCCAGCCAACGGCUUCUGGACUCUCUCCCUCUCUUAUGGGAUACAGUACAUGGCUGGCACUUCCCCUCCAACUGUCCUGUCCCUGGAGGAGCCACUGGCCAGGAUCGGGGUGUAUCUGGACUACAAGAGGGGCCUGGUGUCCUUUUAUAAUGCGGAGAGCAUGACACAUCUCUACACCUUCAGGGAGAACUUCACUGAGACCCUUUACCCUUACUUCAACUUGGGGUUCCUGGAUAAAGUGCACGAAAAUGAGCCUCUCAAAGUUUUCUUACCAAAGAUUUAACAAAGUGGAGAAAAUAGUAACAGGGUAGGAAGUCACAAAAAGUUACCAAACAAGCAUGAAACCAAAGUGCAUAUCAACAAAAGCGAAAACAUAGCCGACUUUACAGUGUACAGUUAGAUACAACUAUUUGUGCAAUAAACAGUUGAUAUUAGACCUCUCUAAUAGAAACUCAUUUAUCUUAGGAAACUUUUUUGUACCACAUUGUUCAGUGCUUAGACUCGAUCUACUGCCACACAUUUCAUUUCAGAGAAGCUGUGCUUCAGUGAAGAAUGCGAAACUGUCUGGUUACCUGACUGAGAUUUAAUGUUAUGUACUAUUAUUGUUAUUUUUAUAAUUCAAUAAUCUUUCUUUGUGCAUGAUACCUAUAAGAAUACAUUCAUAUAAACAAUCAUUUAACACUGUGAACUUCUAUUUUGAAAAAAAAAAAGGACAUUUUUGUUAUUUUGUGUCAUAUGAUACUAAUUCUGUAUUUGGUGCCUUCAGGUGCUUUGAGAAAUGUCUUUUGAUUAGAGCUGAUAGAAGAAGGGGUAAUAAGACAAAUAAAAUUAACUUGAGUUUUUUAGGUAAUUUUCUGAGGCAAACGAAUGGUUCAAAAUUUGGAUAUUUACUUUGUAUUUGCUGUGAUAGAUGAAUUGAUGCAUUUGUUAAUAUAAAGCCUGAUGCUUAUUCAGUGGCAUGUAGUAUAGCACAAAAUUUUAUGGGUAAGAUUUUAAUAAAAGCAUUUCUUUA